Molecule: messenger RNA, 4160 nt
Organism: Marmota monax (woodchuck)
Lineage: Eukaryota; Metazoa; Chordata; Mammalia; Rodentia; Sciuridae
Gene: Tmem167a
Product: transmembrane protein 167A
Exons: 4
Coding region: 135-353 (72 amino acids)
Biological process (GO): intracellular transport; protein secretion
Source: RefSeq, a predicted model, not a curated record
AGAAGUUGCGGAGGAGGUGCCGUGAUAGGCCCAACCGGACUGCUGAAGAGAUCAAGAAGGGCAUGUGGGGCGUGCACGCCUCUUCCGCCUUGGGCCCGGAAGGGUGAUGUGGCUGGGGCAUCGCUGGCCUCACUAUGUCUGCCAUUUUCAAUUUUCAGAGUCUGUUGACUGUAAUCUUGCUGCUUAUAUGUACCUGUGCUUAUAUCCGGUCCUUGGCACCCAGCCUCCUGGACAGAAAUAAAACUGGACUAUUGGGAAUAUUUUGGAAGUGUGCCAGAAUUGGUGAACGAAAGAGUCCUUAUGUUGCAGUAUGCUGUGUAGUGAUGGCCUUCAGCAUCCUUUUCAUACAGUAGCUUGGAAAAAUGCCAGAAUUUAAUUGCCAUCAGACUUCAGUGUGAACAAGGACUUAUCUGCAGAAAAUAAUGGAAAGAAUAGUUAACCCUUUUAUCUCUGAACAUUGAAUGAGAGAAAUUUCCAGAUGGUGUUUUCUAUUUUUAUGUUAUUGGACCAAUGUUCUGUAUAAAUAACUAAGAUACAACCAUUUGAUACACAGAGUUUAAUAGUCUGUAACAAUCAACCUCAGUACUGUUGCUACAAUAUUACAUUUUGUGCAAAUGUCAUUCUGUUGUGUCUGAUAUCAGUUUUUAGUAGGGUAUUUUUAAGGCACAUAGUAGAAAACAAAAUUGGUGAAUUACUCAAGUUCCUUUCACUGUGAUUUAGAAAUGAUAAGUCUUUACAGAAUGAGACCUUUUUGGAUUAGCUUUUUAAUUGAGAAAUGGUUCAAUUUUGUGUUGGUAAGGAUUGCAUUCAUAUUCAAUAAUGCUUACUUUUCCUCUGGCCAUACGAGUUUGACCAUUAACCAGAGUGCCUCUACUCUUAACAAAUUUUGUAGUUUAUUACAGGUGUUUAAAAUAUUUAAAAAUAAGCCCAUGCAGUUCUUAAGGAGUCAGAUAAAUGGGAUGUGACUUAAAAGCAGUACUAGGAAAAUGUUUAUAUUUAAUAUAAGAGGAUUUAGACUAGGCUGAUUGACUAUGGAUAUGUCUUAAGCAUGAGUUGGACCAGCUAGCUGUUGUUCUCUGAAAAAGAUAACAUUCUUAGAAUGAAAAGAACAAAACAGAAUGAUUUGUAGGAUGAUAAUUCAGUGGUUUUUAUUCUUUUUAAUGUUGACUUUUCAAAAUGUUCAUUUAUUUUAGUUGCCCCCCCAAAUGAACUGAAUUUUUGUUUAAUUAUUUUAAUACAGCACUUUCAAUCUAGUUUAUUUUCUGCCAACUUGAAUUAGAAUCUCUCAUAACUUUUUAGAUGAUAAACAGAUCUCAUAUCUACCAUCUACACUAAUGGCAUAAAUAUCUUUCUUUGAGCUUUUUUAUCAAAGGAAGACUAAUUUUUAGUCGAUAAAACAAAUAUUGGGAAUAUAACUUACAGAUCUCACAAGAGGACAGUUAUAAAUUUAUGGUUAACAUUUCUUUAGGUCAAGCUAAAAUUAACAUACUAUUUCCAAGCUAAGAGGAGCUUAAAUCUUACCAAAAAUUUCCCCAUUGUAGGUAGUGUUUAUUAAUUAGAUGUUAUUUUUAAUCUAUUAGUAUCUGUUUCUAUAGAAACAGUAUAGAAUUUGAAACUAUCAGUUUUUAAAGGCCACUUUAAACUACUUGGAAUGAAUCCUAGGAAACAUCUAGUACAGCUAAUGUAUUGCCCUGUCUGUGGUUGGUUAAAAGUGGCAUUUUAUUUUGGACAAGCAAUCUGGUUAUGAUAAUUGUUUCUACUCUGAACUACAUCUUGGGCUUUGUAUUAGGUCAAGGAUCUUUAGGCUAUCCCCAAAAUAGGACACUUGUCAGCAUACCCAUGCAGAGAAGUCACCUUUCUAGGUCUAAUUUCUGGGUGGCCAUGUGUUGUCCAACUCUGCUGCCAACUGGACUUUCCACAAAAGCUCUGUCAGCUUUUUUUUUUUUUUUUUUUUUUUUUUAAUAACACAAAUCUAGUUAUGAAAAAGGAAAGAGGAUUCUAGAAAUCAGUUCUAAGAUAUUUUAAUUUGGCAUUUUCAAGAAGGAGGUGGAAAGAAAAGGAAAAAAUUAUUUUCUUGGGAAAAUUUAUGGUACCCAGAGCGGUAGUGCAUGCCUGUAAUCCCAGCAGCUUGGGAGGCUGAGGCAGUAGGAUCGCAAGUUCAAAGCCAGCCUCAACUACAGUGAGGUGCUAUACAACUCAGUGAGACACUGUCUCUAAAUAAAAUACAAAACAGGAUUGGAGAUGUGGCUCAGUAAAUUGAAAAAAAAAAAAAAAAAGAAAAAAAUUUUGUGGUAACAUAUAAAAUUGUACUAUGUAUAGGUGUUGAACAGAGUGGGAGGCAGCUUAUUCCUAACCCAAAACAUUCUGACCUUUUGAAACACAAGCUCUUUGGGAGGUGGAGAAAAGACACAAGAUCUAUGAAGAAAAGCAAUUAGCAUUUUCUUUAAUGUAUGUUUUUCAAGGAGUUACCAUUGAAUCUUGUUUUCUAACCCAAGGGCAGUGUAGAUGGUUUUAAGCCCACAGAAUAUUCAGAUAUUUGCCUACUAGUAGGUGGAAGGUGGUGGGAUGUAAAAGAAGAUUAAAGAUUGGCCUAAGCAUCAAAAGAUCUCCCCUACAUCUGUCACAUAGACUUGCCACAGAACUUGAAGUUAGGAUGCAUGCAGAAGUUCAUACCAUGCUAGGUUCAGAUGCUCUUCCUAGCUUCAUUUCAUGCUUUUGCUUCUUUUAAAAAUCUCUCUGAGAUUUUGUUUUGUGCUUACACUUAGUUCCUGGUUAGCUUCAGCUGUGCUAGCAACAGGGGUAGGUCUCCUUUCUGGGCAGUCUUAAAAGAGGGUCAAUCAAAAAGCCAGAGUCUAUAGAAUUCCCCCAUAAACUUAAAAGUUGAGAUUCAAGUCCAAAAGUGUCUUGUUAAAGUUUGUUCUACUGUUCCAGGCACUCACCUGAAUGUUCUUACAUGUUCACAUUCAAAAUAGUUUUCCAUGCUGGGAAAAAUAGCAAUAUGUAAUUUGUAAUAGACUUCUUCAUCUUAGUAAUAAGAUGAUUAGUCUAGUUUUAGGACAAAACAGGUUUGACUGAAAUAGGUUUUCCAAGUUUACAAAGUAAAAAACAAACAGAUCUCUGCCUCCUUUUAUGAAAAAGAUUUAACACUUGUAAAUAAAAUAUUCAUGUGUCAAAAAGCAUUUAUAGAAUGCAUAUGUUAGAUUAUUGAAAAUAGAAGCGAUAAGUACUCAGUUUCUUCUCUGUAGUCAAAAUGUAGUAAGAAAUGAAGUUAUGUAUAUAAUGGAUAACAGUUACUGAGAUAGUCCCAGGAUCUAUUUAUAAGACACUAAAGAGGGUGACAGUUUUGUCAGAAUGUGAAUUUCUUUUCAGAAGAGCAGUAGAAAAGCUGAACUUGAAAGUGUGGUGCAAGAGCACAGUGGUGUUAUGAAGAUAUAAAUAAAUACCUAGUUUUUUGUGCCCACUGCAGAGUAUUAAGACAGAAACCAAAAAGCUGGACAGAUGUUAAAUCCUAAAGGAUCUUUUAUUUUUCUCAUUCCUAUCCAUCACCUACCUCAAAAUUGAAGUUGAAUAUGUUUUCCCUCCUGCCUAAUACAAAACUCCUUCAAGAAGAAGGUAGCUAGAGACAAUAACCUGUUAGGUUAGUAUUUUCAGAAGCUUGUACUCCAUGCCAAAAGCAUCCCUGAUGUUAAAGCACACAUCUCCCCAAGAAAUUAGGGUGACUACACUGUCUUGAUGCCCAGAAAAUAUUUCCAGUAAGCAGGGACUUGCGCUUUUAUCAAGCUUUUGAGAAAUCACUAAAUCUUAAGCUCAAACAAGACUGGAAGACUCUUAGGGACCACUCUUCACUUCCUUGGUAUCCAUCCACUAACAAUAAAUGUUCAAAAUAUGUAGCUAAUAUUAGCAUUGUGAGUACUACUCAACCUUGAUAAUCUGCAAAUCACUAAUAGCUUCUGAAAAGUACCUCCAACAUCAUAUACUGCCUUCCCAUGAUUUCUUUUACUUUGCCCAGACUAAUCCCAAAAUAAUCUGAAAUGCUACUUCAAUAUUAGGAAAAGGAAGAGAUAUAUGUCCUGUGAUUUUUAAGAGUAUAGAGAUACUCAUCCUAAUCUCUGGUUAGUUCAUAUGUCUGGUGUGUAAUAAAAAUUAAAGUGAACUUUCAA